UACCUAAAAGAAGGGAAUGAUGUAAUGGCUGGUGGGAGGAGGCAAAGAGUCCCUUAACACGCACAGAGUUUCCCCUGCCUUUGGACCCUGGAAGAAAGUGAAGUGAAAAGCAGCUGGAAAUGUCCUUUGCAGAAAAACUCCACGCAAAAAAGUCGGACAAAUACCUCUUUCCACAUCUCAUCACUGUCAGCUAACAAGACUGAAAUGGGGUCAGUAGACAUUAUUUUGAUAAAAACAGCCGUUCUUCUGCUUUUCUUUGGGUCCUUCCAAGUAGGCGUGUAAUGCUGUCCCAUUUCUGUUGACUACAUGCACACUAGAAGGAAAAGCAUUGGGAAGAUCAGAUGGGUAGUAUAUGAGACCUGUGGAGGAAUGUGGGUGCUACCAACUGCUUAAUAGACAAUGGUUCGGCGAGGGCUGGUGGCAUGGCUCCCUCGGAUGGUGCUUUUGCUGGUGGUUCUCUGCUGCAUGGUAUCUGUACUGUAUAUGUUGGCCUGCACACCAAGAGGUGACAACCAGCAGCUCAGCUUCCCUAGAGUCAACAGCCCUACAGGCAAAGAGGAGUAUCAAGCUAUCCUACAAGAAAGGGAAGAGCAUCACUGGGACUACAUCAACAGUCUGAAGAGGCAAAUUGCUGAAUUGAAAGAUGAGCUCCAACAGAGGAGCGAGCAGUUGAAGAACAUGCAAGGGCACAAUACCGACUCUCUGGGAGUGGUGGGAAUAGACCAAGUGAAUGCAGAGAAGCCCCAGAAAGCUCUCUUGCAGUUCUUGCAUUCCCAAAUGGACAAAGCGGAGAUAGACACUGGUGUGAAGCUCCCAACUGAGUAUGCCGCAGUACCCUUUGAAAGCUUCACCCUGCAGAAAGUGUACCAACUGGAGAUGGGCCUUACACGUCACCCCGAGGAGAAGCCCGUGCGGAAAGACAAGCGGGAUGAACUGACAGAAGCUAUUGAACUAGGUCUGGAGACUUUAAACAGCCCAGCAAGUAGUAGCGACCCAAACCAUCGGACAUACACUUCCUCUGACUUCAUAGAAGGCAUUCAUCGAACAGAAAGAGAUAAAGGCACCUUGUAUGAACUGACAUUCAAAGGAGACAAAGGAUAUGAAUUCAAGCGAAUUGUUCUUUUCAGGCCGUUUGGCCCCAUCAUGAAAAUUAAGAAUGAAAACCUCAAUAUGGCCCACACCCUCAUCAAUGUCAUAGUCCCACUGGCAAAAAGAGCAAGCAAGUUUCGGCAAUUCAUGGAAAAUUUCAGGGAAAUGGGCAUACAACAAGACAGAAGAAUUCACCUCACCGUAGUUUAUUUUGGGAAAGAUCAAAUGAGUGAAGUCAAAGGAAUUCUGGAAAACACAUCCAGAUCAGCCAACUUCAAGAAUUAUACUUUCAUCCAGCUGAAUGAAGAAUUCUCAAGGGGCAAAGGCCUCGAUGUGGGGGCUCGGUUUUGGAAAGGAAGCAACGUUGUUCUCUUUUUCUGUGAUGUCGAUAUAUACUUCACAGCAGAAUUCCUCAACACAUGCAGGCUGAACACACAACCAGGAAAGAAAGUGUUUUAUCCAGUUCUUUUCAGUCAGUAUAACCCAGGUCUAAUUUAUGGACAUCACAAUUCCAUCCCACCUAUAGAACAACAACUGGUUAUAAGAAAGGAGACUGGAUUUUGGAGGGAUUUUGGUUUUGGAAUGACUUGCCAAUACCGCUCGGAUUAUAUCAACAUUGGAGGAUUUGAUCUUGACAUAAAGGGCUGGGGAGGAGAGGACGUGCAUCUGUAUCGCAAAUACCUCCACAGCAACCUCAUUGUGAUCAGGACUCCUGUUCGUGGACUUUUCCAUCUCUGGCAUGAAAAGCAUUGCUUAGAUGAGCUGACCCCUGAGCAAUACAAGAUGUGCAUUCAAUCCAAAGCCAUGAAUGAAGCUUCCCAUGGCCAACUAGGGAUGCUGGUCUUCAGGCGGGAGAUUGAGGCUCAUCGGCGCAAACAGAAAGCAAGCAACAAAAAGACUUGAAGCCAAAUGGUGUUAAUUCCGAAUUGAAAAAAGAGAACCUCAAAGCCAGACUUAGAACAUUCUGAAUCUUUUUGUUGAUUGCAUUGUUCCAUCUUGAUACCAUCUUAGCCCAUUAUCUGGCUUUCUUUCAACCACAGCAUCAGCCUAGAAGAUAUCUUUUUGUUUUUGCCAAUUUUUGGUUUUGGAAAUACACACAAAAUAGUUUUUCAGCAUGGAAUGACAUAUUACAGUAUUAUAUAAAAUCUUAGGAGCCCCCGGUGGCGCAGUGGGUUAAAGCACUGAGCUGCUGAGCUUGUUGACUGAAAGGUCACAGGUUCGAUUCCGGGGAGAAGCGUGAGCUUCCGCUGUCAGCCCUAGCUUCUGCCAACCUAGCAGUUCGAAAACAUGCAAAUGUGAGUAGAUCAAUAGGUACCGCUCCGGCGGGAAGGUAACAGCGCUCCAUGUAGUCAUGCCGGCCACAUGACCUUGGAGGUGUCUACGGACAACUCUGGCUCUUCAGCUUAGAAAUGGAGAUGAGCACCACACCCCAGAGUCAGACAUGACUGGACUUAAUGUCAGGGGACUACCUUUACCUUUACCUUAUAAAGUCUUACAUUUUAUGAGGUGGAUAUCCAACUACUCAUAAUCAUUGAAAGGUCUUUGUAUAAUAUUUCCGUGAAGGUGUUCAUGGCAACCCUGAUUCAGCCGAGGCCUAAAAUCUGUUUCUAGGUUGCAAACACUCAGUAAUGGCUUAAAUGAGCAUAAUAAUAUGUCAGAUCCAAAUCAAGUACAAUUUUUUUUCUUGCACAUUGCUUGAUAAUGGAUUUCUCUUCUCAAUCGAACUAUUUAGGAUAACUGGGACAUCUUUUGAAGAUGCUGAAAUUUUAUCUUCUGUAAUUAUGGUAUUGAUGAUUCCUGGUGAAAUUUCAGACUUUCUUAUUCUAUCCAAAUCACAAUGCAAGAGACAAUCGGAGUUCAUUACAUGCAGUAGAAUUUCAGGAAGAAAAAAAACAUGCUAGCUAACCAAAAAGUCCAUAUUGUCUGAAUGUUUGUGAGUUAAGUAAAGACAAUGUGU
This is a messenger RNA of Anolis sagrei ordinatus, 3046 nucleotides long. It is a transcript of the gene CSGALNACT1, whose product is annotated as chondroitin sulfate N-acetylgalactosaminyltransferase 1. Gene Ontology annotation, cellular component: Golgi cisterna membrane. NCBI's taxonomy places the organism in Eukaryota, Metazoa, Chordata, Lepidosauria, Squamata, Anolidae. The record is from RefSeq and is a predicted model, not a curated record. Gene Ontology annotation, molecular function: glucuronosyl-N-acetylgalactosaminyl-proteoglycan 4-beta-N-acetylgalactosaminyltransferase activity.